Aspergillus niger is the source of this 366-nucleotide messenger RNA. RefSeq lists its product as hypothetical. The transcript has 3 exons. NCBI's taxonomy places the organism in Eukaryota, Fungi, Ascomycota, Eurotiomycetes, Eurotiales, Aspergillaceae. Bases 1 to 366 code for a protein of 121 amino acids. The record is from RefSeq and is a predicted model, not a curated record.
AUGGCGAAAGUGAAAGGGGAAUCGAGUCACGCAGGGGCGAUUCUUCCACGAGGCACGCAAAGGGCGCGCGCCAUUGCUGAUGGAAAGGAAGGCAGAAGCAAUCAGAUGCCGUGGAGGAGCUUCACCGCGUUUUCGUUAUCUAAUUCCACUGUGAGAUGCCGCGAGUUGAUGCGAUGUGACGCUGUCGUUCACAGGGCGCGGCGGGCGGCGAUAACGGGAAAGCUCGAAGUGAAGCAAGGACCAGCAAUUGCAGCAGCAAGACAAGCAAGAAUGCAUAGAAAUCAAAUUACCGCUCGGGUGACAACCCCGCGCCUAGAUAAGGCUAUCGCCGGCAUCGGACUUGCUUAUCAACCCGAUAAGAUCUAA